Hevea brasiliensis (rubber tree) is the source of this 1325-nucleotide messenger RNA. RefSeq lists its product as uncharacterized. The record is from RefSeq and is a predicted model, not a curated record. NCBI's taxonomy places the organism in Eukaryota, Viridiplantae, Streptophyta, Magnoliopsida, Malpighiales, Euphorbiaceae. Bases 170 to 1072 code for a protein of 300 amino acids. The transcript has a single exon.
GUUCCUCUCUCACUCGGAAUAAGAAACAAUUGACAUGUUACAAAAGUCAUAACCACCUCCAUCAACGGCAGCAACACCACCACCCCCACCAGCAGUCACAGCCAAACGCGUCUACUCUCUGCUUCAAAAUCAAACCUCCAAACGAAAAACACAGUCAAGAAAACCGAAAAUGUCAGCCCUAAUCUACCAAUUAUUCUCCUCCUCGGCUCUCAUCUCUCUAGGUCUCUACCACCUCAUCUCCACCACCCGCAACUUCCUCAAAUCCCCUCAGUCUUUCUCCGCCAGACCCCACCACCCCCUCCCUUCCUCCUUCCCCCGUCUCAAACACCUCCAUCUCUUCCUCCUCAUCCUCUGCCUCCUCAUCGCCUUCACUCACCAAGCCCUAAUUUCCUCUGACUCCGAUCCUCUCCUCAAGGGCCGCACCCCUGUUCACCGCUUCACCUCCCUCCAAUCUGCCGCUCUUCUUUUCCUCUUUUUUAUUGUCGCUGUUGCUCUUCUUCUUUCUGAAUCUACUCCUCUUCUUCCUCUCCCUCCCGAUCUCUUCUUCGCUCUCGGUUCUGCUCUUUUUUUCUUGCAAUACUCCGUCUCUUCCUCUGCUGCUUCCGUUCAGACCUCCGAUCUCCAAGCCAAAUGCGAUUCUGUUUCUGCUCAAAUUUCCGCUGUUGUUGCUUUACUCUGCUUGAUUCUUGCCUUCCAGCCUAGGAUUUUCAUUGCUGAUGUUGGAUUGGCCGGCGCCAUUUGCUUGCAGGGCCUUUGGGUUCUUCAGACUGGGCUGUCGCUUUAUGUUGAAGCGUUUAUUCCUGAAGGUUGUCAUCGGUUGCUUGAUGUGGUGAGUGGGGUUGAGGGUUCCACCAAGUGUGAUCUGGAGGAAUCUAGGUUGAGGGCGGUAGCUAUUUUGGAUCUUUUGUUUGUGGUUCACGUCAUGUUUGUGGUUCUCGUUGUUAUGGUUACAUACGCUGUUAUGGCUAGGACUUUUGGGGUCAGAAGAAUGGGGUCAUACGAGGCUUUGCCUACUACUGCUUCUGAUUCUAAUCAUAUUCAGAUGAAGGCCUUGACAGGCACCCAGGCUUGAUUUUUUGGACUUUGGCGGUGGUGCGCUUUCCCCUUUAGUCCCUCUCUUUCUUUGUUAAAAUAGAUUUUUCUUUUAAAAAAAAUUCUUUUGUUAUGAUUCUUGUGGUACUGGGGAAUCAUAUAUUGUGUCGCUUGUUUUAGCUUAUCUCAACACUGUAACCUCCUGGAAAUUGAGGGAUUUUUGUGCAUAGAAAGUGUCUCCUUUUUUAUUUGAUUAAACUAUUUGGCAGAGUCUUCACUGGAUUUUUGCUUUA